Molecule: messenger RNA, 840 nt
Organism: Pieris macdunnoughi
Lineage: Eukaryota; Metazoa; Arthropoda; Insecta; Lepidoptera; Pieridae
Source: the annotation of a GenBank genome assembly
AUGGAUAGCACAAAUAUAGCCACGGCCCUGAGUCUCCGGCGUCCCUUAAAUGGGUCAGGGGUGCGAAGAAUCUCCGGAGGGGAUCACGAACAAAAACAACGACACAGGCUAAAAAUUGGAACAUGGAACGUAAGGAGUCUUAAACAGCAUGGGAAACUACAUAAUGUCAUUAAAGAAAUGAGGCGCCUAGAAAUUGGGGUGUUGGUGAUACUAAAUGGCCAGGAAACGAUCGAUACAAGACCACAGAGGGCGAAGUACUUGUACUACUCGGGUAAAAAUGGCUCAACCGAACCUUAUGGAGUGGCAGUCCUGCUCACCAAAGAAACUGCUCAAGCCGUUCGCGGUUUCAUACCACAUUCCAACCGAAGUAUGCUGUUAUGUCUGGAAGCUAAACUGCAGAACAUAAAUAUCAUACAAGUGUAUGCCCCGACAGCCGACAAACCCCAAAACGAAUUUGAUGAAUUUUACGCGGAAGUUAGGAAUCUUUUACAAUACACGAAGAAACAUGACAUAAAUAUUAUAAUGGGAGAUCUAAACGCAAAGGUGGGUUCAGGGGAGGUACCAGGAGUGAUCGGACCUUAUGGAUUAGGGGUAAGAAAUGAACGGGGCGAAGCGCUCAUUGAGUUCUGUCAAGAACAUGAACUCGUAGUCACGAACACCCUGUUCAAACAUCACCCAAGGAGGCUCUACACAUGGACCUCACCAGCGCAUACACCAGAUCACAUAGCUCGCAACCAGAUAGAUUACAUAGCGAUAAAUAGUCGUUUCAAAAAUUCGAUUAAAAGUGCUCAAACCUAUCCUGGUGUUUUGGUAUCAACUCUGACCACAACCCCGUUAUAG